AUGGAUUGCUUUCCACGAUUACUCGGUCACCCUGGGUUCCGCGCUACUCUUAGCCUAUUUUCAGCUGUAGAGGGGUCACUUGCUCUUGGCGGGCUAGAAGGCCUGGAGCUUCUUGCCACGGCUCUUUUGGGUUUCUCCUUUUAUAUACUAUUAAACAUUCUUGCGUAUCAUCGCUGUGUUUUUACCGUUGCAAAAUCUGAAGACUUUAAUGGUAGUAAGAGAUGGCCUAUAAACGUCUGUGAAAUAAGAGGCCCCAAGGCAGACUUGGCUUCAGAAGGGUUGUCUUUUCACUUGACUACUGUCGCGUUGGCUGACUGUUCUGGGCUCUAUGAUGCGCUCUCUUACGUCUGGGGAGAUCCUCUUGAAAAGAUCAACAUCACUAUUGAUGGGAAGAUCCUCCCGGUCACAGUCAAUCUCUUCCAGGCAUUGAAUGGGCUGCUUUCCAAGGGCGGGCCGCGUCGGCUCUGGAUCGACGCCAUCUGUGUGAAUCAAGAAGAUUUAAACGAACGCAGUAGGCAAGUUCGUCUAAUGGGAAAGAUUUACAAACAAUCAGGCAAUGUCCCCAUCUGGCUGGGUCAAAGCAAGACAGAUAUUUCUCUCCCAUGCGUCAAUCUACUCAAGGACACUGCGGCGGCAUCAAGAAAGAUUUGGGAAACUUACGGGCAUGAGAAGAAUAUUCCCAAUCCAAUGGUAGAUAACCCCAUCUGCUCUGAUCCAAAACAAUGGGACAUGGUUCGAGAAAUGACGAAUCUCCCGUGGUUUUCUCGAGUAUGGGUUUUGCAGGAGGCUGGGCUGGCACUGCAAGCAACAAUGGUAUGGGGCGACACGACCAUUAAUAUCAGCGACAUCGUUGAAGUGUCUAACCUUUGUCUCAUGGCUGGGCAUCUAUUUCCGGUAUCCGACAUUGGAUUAUUCAAGAUAACCGACACAUUUGCCGACUUGUGGAAUUCCAUGGCCACCUCUAUGUCAUGGAAAAGGGAGUUAUCCAAGAGGCCCGUCCAAUCGCUCGAGGCCCAACGCCCCAAGGUAUCUUUCACCGAGGUCCUUCAUAUUGGUCGUCGCUUCGAAGCUACGGACCAUAGAGACUACGUGUUUGCAUUCCUUGGACACCCUAGCGCACUGAAUCCCCAGACGGGCGAGAUACUACUGAAUCCAGACUACAACAAAAGCUUACUUGAUGUAUACUACGAAACCGCCUGCGCGCUUCUUAAAACCGCCGAACUGUCCUUCAUCUUAUCUUGCGUAGACCGCAAUCAGGAGACUCUGGACAGCGGACGCGAUACAACAGCAGUUUUCUCUCUGAAUGACGAUCGCUCAUUGCAAAUCGAAGGAUUCAUUCUCGACACAAUCACGUGGGCCGGAUUGGCCACGAUAGAAAGUGACUUUAGCACCCAUCCAGUUGGUGAAAAUCGCCCGGUGGUUGAGCAGAUUUGGCAAGAUCUCGUGGCAAACGAAGAUGCCGCGACGCAAUACCCCCCAGAAGACAAAGUCGAAGCCUUUUCUCUGACUCUGGUCGCAAAUGCCGCGCAGGCUGACCAAAAACCCAGCGAGCUUGCCGACGAGCAUCGGGAAGGCUUUCGCGGCUACUGCGCAAAGUUUGGUUGCGCAAUCCAGAAUGUCGGCCUCGAGGGUGUAAAGUCGGAGUCAUGGCGCUUUGAGAGAGGAGCCGCCUGGGCAGCCCACAACCGGCGUGUCUUCCGUACCAAGACGGGCUAUUACGGCCUGGCUCACAGGUUGAUUCGAGAGGGCGAUGUGUGCUGUGUGUUUCCGGGCCUUAGGGUCCCGUUCGUGUUACGGCCCGUGGGGAGAAACGGAGGCGGCCCGGCGUACAAGCUUGUCGGCGAUGCGUACGUGCAUGGUGUUAUGAGCGGAGAGGCGAUGAUGAUGCUAAAGGACAGGAAAGCUGUGCUGCAAAACAUUACGAUUAUCUGA
Molecule: messenger RNA, 1932 nt
Organism: Trichoderma harzianum CBS 226.95
Lineage: Eukaryota; Fungi; Ascomycota; Sordariomycetes; Hypocreales; Hypocreaceae
Exons: 5
Coding region: 1-1932 (643 amino acids)
Source: RefSeq, a predicted model, not a curated record